This is a messenger RNA of Staurois parvus, 66 nucleotides long. The record is from the annotation of a GenBank genome assembly. Lineage: Eukaryota; Metazoa; Chordata; Amphibia; Anura; Ranidae.
AUGGAAGUCAUGUCUUAUCAGACACCAGAGGAUUCACACUGGAGAGAAGCCAUAUCAGUGUUCUGA